Molecule: messenger RNA, 5448 nt
Organism: Pseudocercospora fijiensis CIRAD86
Lineage: Eukaryota; Fungi; Ascomycota; Dothideomycetes; Mycosphaerellales; Mycosphaerellaceae
Exons: 2
Coding region: 1-5448 (1815 amino acids)
Cellular component (GO): cytoplasm
Molecular function (GO): nucleic acid binding; ATP binding
Source: RefSeq, a predicted model, not a curated record
AUGACGAUGAGGAUGAGGAUGAGUGAAGUUGCACGUGACGACGCCACGCGCGUAUUGCAAGAAUAUCGCCGCCUUCCAUCACGGCGCGUGGAUCUCGUGGGCGACUAUGCGGGAGACGAGCUCUUCCUCAUCGAAGGCGACUCGAUGUUGCGCCGGUGCUUUGAUGACGACAAGCUCGACUUCGACGUGGGCCUGCAAUUGCUCCAUGCCGCGUGGACCGUCGAACACUUCCUCCACCAGCUCGUCAAGCGAAAAUGCAACUUCCACGUGGUCUUCUUCGACAGCAACCGGGAAUUGUGCCUCCCCUCACCCCCCCAAGCCCAAGCCUGUCCCCAGCGUGCCGCACGAUACUACCUCGCUCGGGCAUCGAUCAUUCGCCAUCUGCAAGCACACGUGCCCAAGAUCCAUCCUUCCAUUGCCAUCGACAUCUUCUCCUCUUGGCAGUCUCCAGAAUUCAUCGAGUAUCUGGAACACACCUCGCCGUACUUCGUGAUGCUGCAUGAUGGUGCACAGGCAGAUGAGAAGGCAGUCGAAGAUGCACACGCAAACCGUCCCUGGAGCCCAGACCGCAUCGCGCUUCGCCGAAUGAUCGGCGCAUUCGUGGAACGCGGCUUCAAUAUCGCCCUCGUCAACGGCCUCGAAUGGCGCGACACGAAAGUCAUGACCGACGUGUUGGAGUCGAGGAGACGCACAGGCAAGGCUGAUGAGUCGCCACAUUCCCCACCGCAACUCUCUUUGCCGCCCACGCUUGAUGUCUCCGAGUAUGCGAGCAAGCUACCCUCGGCUCUCACGCAGCGUCAACGACUCGCUAUUCUCACACUUGCUGUCAUAUCUCGCUCACGUCAGAGCUCGGGAGCGACAGCGCGAUUGAGUGCUGCCUUCCUGCUACACCUGGCCUUGCUCGCCCACACGCCCUUAUCAGCACGUCGUGUGCACGUUUCCAAGCCUGACGAAGAGACAACACUGUUCAUCGAUACACUCUCUUCCACAGCAGAGUCGAUCUUGAACAGUGCGGCCUGGCCUGAAGCGACUGCACAUGAUGAUGCCGACAGCGAUCUGCUCGAUCUCAUUGACGGCCGACUGUUUUUGAUCGUUGCCGCGACGAAGCCGAGCGUCUCUUCCGAAGUGAAGGCCACUUUCGACAAGCUCUUGAGCGCUUUACAAGCUGUUUCCGACGCAAGCGAGCUGGAUCCUAGUACAGCUGUGGAGCGGUCGACAGAGUCCACGAGAGAGUCUCCAUCGCCAGCGACAGCAAAGAGCACUGUCAGAGUCUUACCUUUCUCGAACAAGGUAUUCGACCAGCACUUGGAGUCAGUCCAAUUGAAGAUCGACUCCGGACCAGAGGGCCCCAAGACUCUAGCUGCACGCAAGAUAUUCCGGGAGGUGACGCACUGGCACAACGCGAAGAAGCCACUCGUACAAAAGAGUGUCACUGCUCCCAACACUGUGCAAGAAGCCAGGAAGAAGGCACGAGAGGACAAACGCAACCAGCUCUUCAUGGCCGAGAUGAGGACAUACGCAGCAUCGCUCACAAACGCCAUUGGCAAGUCUCUGGAACCAGAGACCGUCAUUGUCGGGGUGCCGAAGCAAAACACCAUCAGAUCUGCGACAGAGUCACCAGCUGAGUCAGAUAUGUCCGACAGUGGCAGUUCCGCAAAAGGCAAGGGCAAGCCGGGCAAGAAGGGCGGCGGUGGCAAGACUGCGGCGAAGAAUGCUGGCAAGCAGGCGAUGCUCAAUAAUAUCGCCGCUGCCAAAGCCAAAAAGGACGAGGGCACAGGCGACAAAAUUCAUGGCGCCUGGAAGGUGGCGUGUCAAGGCUUCGAGGCAGACCGGGACCCACGAGCUCGAUAUCGCAAAGCCAAGCAGUAUCUCGCAAACAUCCAGCCCGCGUGGCGAGAGAUCUUCGGAACAGAGGGCGAGCUGUAUCUCGUCAACUGCCUCCUGCUGUUCUGGAUUGAUGCUUGCCGACGCAAAGAGCAGCCGGGCCGACAGCAGGUUGCAGCACUGAUCUGGAACCACGCCAAGGUCAUUGCUCAGCAGUCGCCCCUGACCAAGUCCAUUUUCAAGUGCGUGGAGCUAACCGAGAACACUUUGAAGCUGCCGCCAUUGCCUGCAUACUCCGCUUCCCCGGUGGAUCGAAAGUUGGCGUUCGAUUUCGCAUUGCCUGCGAAAGCAGAGUCGCUGGCCAUUUCCCUUCCAUCGACGGAAUUCCAACUGCUCGAAUGCGGACCAUACCUGGAGCGUAGUUUCGAUUCCAAGCCUGAUCCUCGUGUGGACUUCAAGCCAGACGGCUGGCAGAGGAAGGUCCUCGACACGAUCGAUGCUGAGAAGAGUGCCUUUGUGGUUGCGCCAACAUCUGCCGGAAAGACAUUCAUUUCUUUCUACGCCAUGCGGAAGGUUCUGGAGGCCGACGACGAUGGUGUGCUUGUUUACGUUGCCCCGACAAAAGCUCUCGUGAACCAAAUCGCUGCUGAGGUUCAAGCGCGAUACUCGAAGAAAUUCAAGUAUGGUGGCAAGUCGGUCUGGGCUAUCCAUACACGAGACUACCGCAUCAACAAUCCCACAGGAUGUCAGGUCCUGGUCACCGUCCCUCACGUGCUUCAAAUCAUGCUUUUGGCACCAUCGCAUGCCAACUCAUGGUCGAGUAGAGUCAAGCGCAUCAUUUUUGACGAGAUCCACUCCAUCGGUCAAGCCGAAGACGGGGUUGUUUGGGAGCAGUUGCUCCUGAUGGCGCCCUGCCCAAUCAUUGCCCUCUCAGCGACCGUUGGCAAUCCGCAGGAAUUUAGCGACUGGCUGGCGACCACCCAACAGGCAAUUGGCAAGGAGCUUGUCACGGUUCAGCAUCCACACCGAUACUCAGACCUUCGCAAGUACUUCUACGUGCCACCAAAGAAAUUCGGCUUCCAUGGUCUCCCGGAUAAGAAAGCCUUCGGAUCUCUUGGUCUUGAAGGCUUGACGGGGUUCAACUUUGUUCACCCGGUAGCAGGUCUGAUUGACAAGUCUCGCGGCAUUCCGGAGGAUCUGGCACUGGAGCCCCGCGACUGCUUCACCUUGUGGAAAGCCAUGACUGAAGUGCAGACGAAGGAGCACCCUGUUCCUUCAGAUCUCAACCCCAGCAAAGUCCUGCCGGAGAUAAUCAAGAAGGUAGACAUCUUGGCGUGGGAGAAAGAUCUCAAAGCCAUUCUCCGCGCUUGGCUGAUGGAUAAGACGUCACCAUACGAUCAACUACUGCAAAAGCUCGAGCGAAGCUUCCGCGCUGACAAGCGAGAGGAAUUGUAUCGCACUUCCGAGGACAAACAGAAAGCCAUACUCAAGGUGGAGUCCGUCAAGACCUCGACCCUGCCACUUCUCUGCCGAUUGCACGAACAAGAUGCUCUGCCUGCAAUCCUGUUUAACUACGAUCGUCUUCAGUGCGAGGACAUCUGUCGAUCUGUCGUGGAACAACUUCAGCGUGCUGAGCUGAAGCAAGUCAAGAGUGGUAAAUCCUGGGAGCGGACGUUGGAGCGCUUCGAGGAGUACAAAAAGCUGAAGGCUAAGAACAACGCCAGGACAGCCAAGGCCACAUCGAAGAAGACCAAGCUGCAAGGCGACGACGACGACAAGUCUUCGAAGAUGGAUGAGAGUCGCGAAGGUGAUUUUUCCUCGAAAUGGGAAGGCUUCAAUCCCGAUGGUCCAGCUGACGGCUAUCACUUCGCGGACUACACCAAGGUUCUCAUGUCAGAGCUCGACAUUUUCUUGCGACAACUUCGCAAGCGAGAAAUUGCAGAGUGGCUGAUUGAUGCUCUGGCUAGAGGCGUUGGUGUGCAUCACGCGGGUAUGAAUCGCAAGUAUCGCCAGGUGGUCGAGAUUCUCUUCCGCAAGGGCUUCCUGCGCGUGAUCAUCGCAACAGGAACGUUGGCUCUUGGUAUCAACAUGCCCUGCAAGACUGUGGUCUUCUCUAGCGACUCAGUCUUCUUGACGGCUCUCAACUAUCGCCAAUGUGCUGGUCGCGCUGGGCGUCGUGGCUUCGACUUGCUCGGAAAUGUCGUCUUCCAGGGUGUGUCUAGGCAGAAGGUCUGCAGACUCCUCAGCUCCAGACUUCCUGAUCUCAACGGUCACUUCCCAAUCACGACUACGCUGGUAUUGCGACUCUUUUCCCUCCUUCACGAGUCAAAAGGAGCGAAGUAUGCUGUCAAUGCGAUCAAUGCUCUCUUGUCUCAACCCAGGCUAUACAUGGGCGGCGCUUCCUUCAAGGACCAGACAAUGCAUCAUCUGCGAUUCUCCAUCGAGUACCUGCGUCGACAGCACUUGUUGGGCUCUGAUGGUGCGCCGCUGAACUUUGCUGGCCUGGUGUCGCACUUGUACUUUACGGAGAACUCGUCAUUCGCAUUCCACGCGCUUCUCAAGGAAGGCUACUUUCAUGAGCUCUGCGCUAAUAUCAACAAGAACGAGAAGGAUACUCUGGAAACGUUGAUGAUGAUCCUCUCCCAUCUGUUCAGCCGCAUCAAGUGCCGUCAAGCAGAUAAAGAGUUCCGAGAAAAGGUGAUCAAGCCAUCAUCAUCCAUGGUCUUCCUACCUCCAAUGCCGGAAAGCGCCAGCAACAUCCUGCUCGAGCACAAUAAGCAGACUCUCGACGUCUACCGAGCGUAUGUGGAGACCUUCGUUGACCAGCAUAUCAAAGACGCAGACCGCACUCUGCCUCUCACUGGCCUUCAAGCAGGAGCCGAAGGUCCGAUUCCGAGUGGCAUCAACAGUCUCCCACCAUCUCGCAUCCGCUCCUCAUUCGUUGCUCUCUCUGGCGCAGAUGAUACCUUUGACAAUAUUCACGACCUCUGCCAGACCGUUCGAGACGGUGUCUUCCUCGAAGAAGCCGUGAUUCCACACAUGAACGUUUACCCGGAGGAGAUGUCAGUCCCUCUCAACGCCUACCUCCUCGAUUUCUUCAAGCAUGGUGACGUCCACACCAUCGAAAAGGCCAACGGCAUCCGCCGAUCAGAAAUCUGGUUCCUCCUCAACGACUUCUCCCUCGUCCUGGCCACAAUCAUCACUUCCCUCAUGAACUUCAUGAAACUCACCGAGUCCACCGAUCUCGACAUGCUCGAAGUGAUGGGCAACAUGGACGCUCACGAGGAGGCCGAAGACGACAAAGUCGCCGCCACUGAGUCCCAAUCCGAGGCUUCCGGCCCCAGCAUCGCAGACAGCGGUAUCGCCAUGACUGAUCGCACGAAGCCGACCAAGUCUGCUGCUCCCACCCAGAAGCAAUCUAGGAAUGCGGAGAGCUGGGAGGAUCUCAUGGGUAGUGAGAGCGAGGAGGAUGAGGAUGUCGAGCAGAAGGCUGUUGAAGAGGUGGCGGAGGAACUUGCGGCGUCGUGGGAUGGCGAGGGAGGUGAGGGGUUGAAGGAUGUUUUGAAGGCUUUUCAAAAGUUGCAUGCUGAGUUCACCGUCAAGUUCCGGGCUAUGUGGGCUUGA